AUGUCUUCAUGGCGGGCGGUCCCCCCCGCGAAGCCCGUCGACACUCCCCGCACCCUCCUCCUUGCUCCCCCCUCCAUCGCCACCCAGGAGGACAAACUCCGCGAGCUCUUCACAGCUUACCCUCGCCAAACCUCCGACCUUCAGAUGCUCGACCGUCUCGCUUCCGGCGUCGUUACUCUCCCUUCUUCCGCAUACGAUCUCGUCCUCAUUAUCACCGAUGCCGAUGGCUCUCGCCGCUCCGAGGCCCUCCAACUCCUCACUCGCGAUGUAUACACUGCUCUCGUCCCCGCCAUGAAGCCUGGCGCCAAGUUACAGACCCAAGACAAACCACUUGAUGCGACCGAGGCCCUGGAGGCCGUGCUGGCCGGCCUCGUACAGAAUGAUUCGGGAUUCGAAAAACCUAAUUACGAACAAUCAUCCGCUGUCCCACUGAAGCUCGGAGGAAAGAAAAAAAAGACUACUGCCCCGGCUGCUCCACCCGCAGCAGUAUCAUUUAAUACUACUGCAAACGGGAAUGGGUUCGGGUUCGUUGGACUGAACGGAACCGACCAUGACCUGGACGAGGACGAAGAUUUGAUUGAUGAGGACGAUCUCUUGGACGAAGAUGAUCUCGCCAGACCAAUCAUGCCGCGUAUGCUUUAUCCGAGGUCACCCCCUUUUCAACGUUACAACAUCAAGCUAACUAUUCUCUCCACAGCCCCAGAGUGUCAACCCAAGACCGGUCGGAGGCGGCGAGCCUGCAAGGAUUGUACCUGCGGUCUCGCCGACCGCCUCGAAGCAGAGGAUAAGGCGCGCCGAGAGGCUGCUGAUAAGAGUUUGAACGUGAUGAAGCUGCAGACGGACGAUCUGAACGAACUGGAUUUUACCGUGCAAGGCAAGCAAGGCUCGUGUGGAAGCUGUGCGUUGGGCGAUGCGUUCCGUUGCGACGGCUGUCCAUAUAUGGGACUACCUGCGUUCAAGCCAGGACAGGAAGUUCAGAUCCUCAAUGACGUUGCGCAACUAUAG
Molecule: messenger RNA, 1005 nt
Organism: Penicillium chermesinum
Lineage: Eukaryota; Fungi; Ascomycota; Eurotiomycetes; Eurotiales; Aspergillaceae
Exons: 1
Coding region: 1-1005 (334 amino acids)
Biological process (GO): iron-sulfur cluster assembly
Cellular component (GO): cytoplasm
Molecular function (GO): iron-sulfur cluster binding
Source: RefSeq, a predicted model, not a curated record